UUUGUUGAGCGUCAUAACAUUGAGUUACGCCGGCAAGUGCGGACCCACAGAUACAGACACACGUAUAUCGAUGUUCUGAAUAGACAUACACAUUCACGACGGUGUGCGAGACGACGAGCGCGAACUGUACUAUUAUUAUUUAUUACUAUAAAUAUUGUAAAGUGUCGGUUGUGUGUUUUAUUUUGUGUUUAGAUAGUAAUUACACUGCGUGACAAUUUUUCCCAAGUGCGUUACCCUCGUGAAAGCCAGCAAGCUGUUCGCGCCGACGGAAGAAAUGUUGACGAUGGAAAGUGACCUCAAGGGAGGAAAUCUGCACGCCACGAUGCCACCCCAUCACGGGCUGCAGGCAUACGGAUCGUUGAGCGCUCUGGGUCAGACGCCCAUGCAGCAUCUGCAGCAUCCCCAUCAGCUGCACCAUCAAGCACCACCACCGCAGUUGCACCACCAUCAAACGCAAAGCCAUCACCAGCAGCACCCGGUGACCGCUGGCUCGCAACACCAGCAGCAGCACCCUGGAAGCGGUUCAACACCGAACAACAACAACUCUUCGAGCAAGAACCAAAAUCUCGAGAGGGUGAAGAGACCUAUGAACGCGUUCAUGGUAUGGUCCAGGGGACAACGCAGGAAGAUGGCCCAGGAAAACCCGAAGAUGCAUAACUCUGAGAUCUCGAAGAGAUUGGGAGCUGAAUGGAAGCUGUUGAACGAAUCCGAAAAGAGGCCGUUCAUCGAUGAAGCUAAAAGGUUGAGAGCAGUGCACAUGAAGGAGCACCCAGAUUACAAGUACAGGCCGAGGAGGAAGACGAAGACUCUUUUGAAGAAGGACAAAUACCCACUCGGAUCGAGCAUGUUACCGUCAUCGGAUCCGGUUCGUUCGGCCGCCUCCUCCGUGCAGCAAGUGACAGCAAGAGAUAUGUACCAGAUGCCUAAUGGAUAUAUGCCCAACGGGUACAUGAUGCACGACCCCAGCGCAUACCAGCAGCAGUACGGGGGUGCGAAUUACGCGCGUUACGACAUGAGCCAAAUGCAGCAUAAUGCUUACUUGAACGGCGGCUACGGAGCGUACGGAGGAACCGUACCAAAUUCCGCCGGAUCUCCUUACGGUAUGCAGCAGGCGGGGUCUUCGCACAGUCCGUCCGGGUCCAGCAUCAAAUCGGAGCCGGUGUCGCCGAGCUCCGGAGGACUUCACACGCCAACGCCCGGCGGUGGCGGUGGCAUCAAACGCGAAUACGCCACCUCCCAACCAGGCGGUCAACCCCAGCAGCAACCCCAAGGUGAUCUCAGACAAAUGAUCUCCAUGUACCUGCCCACAGACGCUACCCAGCACAUGCAACAGUACAGUGCGUCGCCGGACCCGAUGGGUCCCGGUCCUCUGGCCCCCUUAGCGCAUAUGUGAGAACCGCUCUUCGCGGCUCCGGACUUGGACGUGCCGCCUCUGUGAAAGUUGUAAAUAGACAUCAACCAUCAUCAAAUCAAGUUAACGCAAGACAGAAAAAAGAAAAUUAAAGAAACGUAAUAUCUUAAGUAUUAAGAACGACGAUCCAUUCAAUCCGUGUUUUUAAGUAUUUCAUAAUUCACACAACAAAUACACAUACACACACACUCGUUGAUGAUUUUCCUUGCGAAAAAACAAAUUUGCAUGAAGAAAACGACACCGCUCCGACAUCUACCCCAAAACAAACGAAACUUUUGAAGCCGAUGUCGGGGACCGCGACGUUUUCUCCUUACAAAAUUCAACCUUCGACAUAUUAUAUAUAUAUAGAAACGGAAAUUUUUCACACAAGAACACAAACACAAGACAAAAAUUUACAAUUAAAAAAACCUUUCCGUGUAAAUAAUAUAUUUAUAAGGUGAACAAGAGAAAAGCGCGUUUGUAUUAUAUAAUUAGUAAACUAAAAGAGACAAAAAAAAAA
Molecule: messenger RNA, 1910 nt
Organism: Nicrophorus vespilloides
Lineage: Eukaryota; Metazoa; Arthropoda; Insecta; Coleoptera; Silphidae
Gene: SoxN
Product: transcription factor Sox-3
Exons: 1
Coding region: 275-1393 (372 amino acids)
Biological process (GO): regulation of DNA-templated transcription; anatomical structure morphogenesis; cell differentiation
Molecular function (GO): DNA-binding transcription factor activity, RNA polymerase II-specific; RNA polymerase II cis-regulatory region sequence-specific DNA binding
Source: RefSeq, a predicted model, not a curated record